AUGGCGAGUCGCCAAAUCAUGGCUUCCGGCGGAUUAAUUACACAAGUCAGAGGACGCAGACGAACUUUAACUCCUGCUCCUUGGCUGCCGCCAGUGAAUGACGAAAACACAAAUAAAAAUGUCCUGGAUUCUUCAACUAAGUAAUUAUUUUUAUCCUUGAAAAGCUUAAUUUUGAAUUUGGAGAUCAUUGUUGGAUGAAGUUAUCACUGCGGAUAUCGUGAACACCGUGAAGAAAGGUGUGGACGCGUCUUCUGAAGCUACCGCUUCAAUUUCGGAAAUUCCAUUCACGUCACGGAGAGUUGGUAUGAUACAUUCAGUUUUUUUUCCUCCUUAGUUCGGCGUUUCAGGUUUAAUUGUUCGAAAAAUAGGAAUGAUCCCGCAGUGGACUAGCGUUGGGAAUAGGAUACUUUGCACUAUGCUUCACGUGGAAGAGGUAACUAUUUUCUUAGGUUUUUUUUUCUCAGGAAAGCUCAUUCAGAAUAAUGUGGUCAGCGUUGUUUCUCCUGAUGACUGGUACCGUAACAGUUUGGUUGGAAAACGGAAAGCCUUCAACAGAUUGGGACCAAUGUGGAAGGUUUUUUUCUCCCAAAUAUUAACAUUUUGAAAAAUGAUUUAUUGAAAGGGUUAAGGUGACGGUGGGAGCAGUGAACGACGACGCCAACAAGUACUCUCACAUUUAUCGGCGUCAGUUUUUGAAAGCUGGGGUCCCUGUAAAACAACAACUCGGCUCAUUUUUGGUCAGUAAAAUCUUCGAUAAAAGUCAUUUGCACGGCAUACACGGCACAUAUGUAUACUCAUUUUUGAACUAUUUCAGGUUUCGGAAGACGCUCUCCCAGUCGUGGGUCAGUACCUAGACGCUCGUCAUUUCACCAUUGGACAGUUCAUUUCGGCGAGUGGAAGGACUGUCGACUGGGGCUUUCAAGGAGGAAUGCACCGAUGGGGCAUGCGUGGCCAACCUUCUCGCAGGUUUCUAGAUCUUCAAUUUGAAUUGAGUUUUUUUCGAAUUUUCCUUAUUUAUAUAAAAUUGACUAUUUUCAAUAGUAACUACGGGUUGUCAGGAAGCUUUCGCUCUUUCAUAUAAAAGAUUACAGGCUUUAUAUUACUUGAAAUAAUAUUUAUGACGGUUUUUCCGUUUCUCAAAUUUUUGCCUAGCCUCUCAACACCAUCAAGAACUAUUGAAAAAAAAAACAAAUCCAAAAACUAAUUAACGCAUAAAUUGGUUUUCAGGAGAAAAUGGUAAUACAGGGACGAAUUAGGUUUUUGGCUCGACAAAAAACUUCUUCAUGAGGUUUAGUAAACAAAACGAAACGUUCGAAAAUAAGAUAAAAUUCAUUUCGAGAGAAAUAAGUCUCAUUUAUUUUAAGAACGACGAAAUCACAUCGACGAAUCGGCUCGGUUGGAUCAGUCGGAGACGCUCGAAUUUGGCCGGGAAAGAGAAUGCCUGGCCAUAUGGGCUAUGAGUGGGUAACAGUCAGUGGCCUGGAGGUAUAUCUCUUCAUUUUCAUCUUUCUUACUUUUUGCAUCGCAGGUUCUUCGAAUGAAUAUCGAUAAGCAAGUCAUCUACGUGAAGGGAAGCGUUCCUGGAGACGUUGGAGAGUUGCUUCUGCUCAAAGACUGCGUUCAGCAAGAGAAGAAACUAACGGUUCGGAUCAAAAAUGGAAAGAGAACAAAUAUUGAUUAUUAAAGAGCGGUCCCAUGCCGACUUGGACUCCUUCUCUCGAAACAAUCCCUGAGGAAUCCGAAGACCAGAGCCCUCUUCAAAAAGAACUUUUGUACAGAGAGGCAGUUUCUCCCAAAUUGUUUCGGUAUUCAAAUUCAUCUUGCUUUGAUUUGAAAAUUGAAGUUUCAGAUUUACCUCGCCCUCUGUGUUGUUCUCCGACGCCGAUGUGAAGAAAGUUGCCGGCAGAGAUAAAACAAAGGCUAAGAUUGCCAAAGUCAAAAAGUGA
This is a messenger RNA of Caenorhabditis auriculariae, 1946 nucleotides long. NCBI's taxonomy places the organism in Eukaryota, Metazoa, Nematoda, Chromadorea, Rhabditida, Rhabditidae. The record is from the annotation of a GenBank genome assembly.